Messenger RNA from Fragaria vesca subsp. vesca, 1524 nucleotides. Its product is annotated as tyrosine-specific transport protein-like. Lineage: Eukaryota; Viridiplantae; Streptophyta; Magnoliopsida; Rosales; Rosaceae. Bases 20 to 1480 code for a protein of 486 amino acids. The transcript has 15 exons. The record is from RefSeq and is a predicted model, not a curated record. Gene Ontology annotation, biological process: amino acid transmembrane transport.
AGAGAAAAAGAAAAAGGAAAUGGCAUUGCUGGCUUGUCCACCUUGCAGUUGCGUUGGUUCAAGAUUGCUGCAACAAAAGCGGCCAGUUGUUUGUUUCUCAAAUCCAAGGAAAUUCCUCGUCAAAUGUGUCUCGCAGAAGAAACAAGUUGAGUUGGAAAGGCUGUUCUCCAACCUCAACCAAACCACAUUGAAGAGAGAACCGGGAAGUCUAUCCAGCGCUGUUUUCCUAGUCGCAGGGACCACGGUGGGUGCUGGUAUCCUCGCAAUACCUGCAGUGACCCAAGAAUCUGGAUUUUUGGCGACUGCAAUCACCUGCGUUUUUUGUUGGGCAUACAUGGUUGCAACAGGUCUGCUAAUUGCCGAAGUUAAUAUAAAUACUAUGUCCCAACUUGGUUCCACUAGUGUAUCACUGGUAUCCAUGGCUAUGAGGACUCUAGGUGAUGUGGGAGUUCAAAUUGUUUGGUCAUGCACAGAAUCAAUGUCUGUGAUUGAAAAGGCGAAAAAUCGAGAGAGGAAUGAAUUAGAAUAUCCAAGCAAAAAUUCGAAAAUGAAACAUGAACCGAGUAAGAUCAGUUGGACGUACAUUUUUAUACAUUACGCACUUCUUGUUGCCUACGUUGCUCGUUCUUCUGAAAUUUGGACAAAAUUUGUUGGCAUUCCCUUAUGGGAAAGUGCAACAUUGUUUUCAUUGGUUUUGGGAGGCAUCUGCUACUUUGGAAGUCAGCGAUUCAUUGGUGCGGUUAAUGGGGUUCUGGUAACUGGAAUCAUCAUAUCUUUUGCUGCUCUUGUGGCAGUUGCAAGUGGAUACCUACAAUGGAGUGCACUUUUAAAAGCCAACUUCCAAGCUGUUCCCAUGAGCAUACCGAUAAUUAUUCUAUCAUUUGUAUACCAGAAUGUAGUGCCUGUUCUUUGUACAGAUCUUGAAGGAGACCUAUCAAAAGUAAGGACUUCAAUUGUUCUAGGCACAACCAUACCACUUAUUUUAUUUCUAGUGUGGGAUGCUGUGAUUCUAGGAACCAUCAGUCAUGUUGAAAUGGGCUCUGGUAAAAUCAUGGAUCCAUUACAACUAUUGGAAUCAACAAAUGUUGCUGUUGGACCAGUUGAGGUUUUCUCAAUUUUCGCUAUCUCGACGUCAUAUAUCGGAUUCGUUUUGGGUCUUUGCGAUUUCCUUUCUGACUUGCUGAAACUUCCGGCUGGUCAGAGCAGGCCUGUGCUGCCGUACCUUUUCACAUUGAUUCCACCAGUAGUGCUGUCAUUGCUAGACCCAGAAAUAUUCUUUAAAGCCUUGGAUUUCGCUGGAACUUAUGGAGUGCUCCUGCUGUUCGGAAUCCUUCCAGCUGUUAUGUCUUGGUCCGAUAGGUACUCAAGUUCAUCCAUAGCUGUGAAAGUGCCACGGUUAGUUCCGGGAGGAAGGUUCACUCUUUCACUCAUAGUUGCAGGUGCUGGAUGUGUCAUUUUCUCAGAAAUUUUUGACAAAUAGAUUGUUUUAAUCAUUCCAAAAAGAUCAAGUCAUCAUCAUCAUCA